Messenger RNA from Pecten maximus, 6576 nucleotides. Its product is annotated as RNA exonuclease 1 homolog. The record is from RefSeq and is a predicted model, not a curated record. The transcript has 15 exons. Gene Ontology annotation, cellular component: nucleus. Gene Ontology annotation, molecular function: nucleic acid binding; metal ion binding; exonuclease activity. Lineage: Eukaryota; Metazoa; Mollusca; Bivalvia; Pectinida; Pectinidae. The coding region runs from base 82 to 4053 and encodes 1323 amino acids.
GGCGGCUUUCAUGAAAAGUUGACAUAAUGACACGAGAAUGUAAACCUUAUGUAAAACAAGUAAUUGACAGCUAUAUUGAGCAUGUUUCGCUCUGCCGGCUACUAUCGUGGUGUGAAUUGUCCAUUCUUUGCCAGCGGACUUUGUGAACGCCCGUAUUGUCACUUUAGACACGUCAAACAAGAUCACAAUGAAGAUCUGAAUAGUAGACCACAUACACCAUCAAAGGAUGCUAGUACAUACUUGGAGAAGCUAUCGGAUGGACAGUUUCCAUUGACCAGUGAAUGUAUCAAGUCUUUCUCCAAAGAGAGCGAUGUGGAUGAGAAAAAAUCUGGGGAUCAAAUUCUUAACAAAUAUACAGGUGAACCAAUAAUUGAUGAGGAAGCUGAACAUAAUGAGUUGGGAAAUAUUUCGACAAAUGUAAAUGACAUCAAUAAAUACACAGGAAAACCUGUGGAGUAUAACAAAUACACAGGAGACCCUAUUUAUCAUAAAGAGGAUGCAACAGUAUCGUCUCUGAAUAAGCGAUGGACAGAGGCAGUGCUUGGUAGUACCACUCCUACCUAUAAUCCUACCCCAUUGAGUGAAUUACAAAAAAGAAAUGCAAAUCCAAGUGUGAACAAGUAUUCAUUGUCAGCAAGUACUAGUACUUCUAGUCAAGAGUAUGACCCAGAAUCAAACUACUCCACCUCUACCAAAAUCAACCAUGUGCAGGUUCCCCAAGUUGGUCGUCCCUCCUAUACCACUAAGAGGUCGUGUAGCUAUGACCCUUCAAAUGCCCAGUACAAAAAACCUGUUCUCAAAAGACAACGUGUGGCCUCAUUCUUUGAUGCAAAAUUUAGUUCAGAUGAAGAAGAAAAUACGAAAAAUGAUAGUGGAAAGGAUGAAAAAACAGUUUCAAGUGAUAAGGAAGACAAAUUUCAUCUGAAGGAUGUUGAUUAUUUUGAGAAGCUGUUGAAUGGACCGAAGGAUGUUGAUGUGAAAAGUAGUCGUGUAAAAGUUGAAAGUGAUGAUUCAUUGGAUUCCCUGGAUGAAGAUGUUGAUGUCACACCAUUAAUUGAAAAGUGUAGGAGACGUUCACAGUCAGGGGGCACUGAUCAAGACAGUACUGAGGAGAAAACUGAAGAUAAGUCAAAUGUCUCAAGUACAGAUAAGGGAGAUAAUUCACAUACCAACACAGAAAUUCUCUCUGAUAAGGUUAAUGAAAGCUCUAAUUCAAUAGAUAGAAAGACAAAGAAAAAAUCGAGAGUGGAAUCAACCAACAGUAUUGGCAGUGAAAAUGGAAACUCUGCUGAAAUUAGUGAUAGAAAAAAUGACAAGAAAAAUAGUGCUUCAUCACAUUCAAAAUCAUCCCAUCAUAGAACUAGCAAAUCAUCGAAGGAAUGCUCAUCAAAAGAUUCUCAGGGGAAUGGAAGUUCAACUCAUAAAUCAUCAAAGGAGUCAUCAUCUUCCCACCAGGGGACUAGUAUUUCAUCUCAUAAAUCUUCAAAGGAAUCAUCAUCUUCCCACCAAGGGACUAGUUUUUCAUCUCAUAAAUCUUCAAAGGAAUCAUCAUCUUCCCAUCAAGGGACUAGUGUUUCAUCUCAUAAAUCUUCAAAGGAGUCAUCAUCUUCCCACCAAGGGACUAGUGUUUCAUCUCAUAAAUCUUCAAAGGAGUAUUCAACAAAGUUAUCACAUAAAAAAACAGAACCUAACAAAUCCUCGCAUAAAAGUGACAAGAGUUCCGAUCAUCCUUCAUCACCAAAGUCUAGUACUUCUGUAUAUAAGGCCCAAAAGAUCAUAACCAAACGCAAAUCCAGAGACUCUCAAGACAGCAAAUCAUCAGAAAAUGAAAACCAUAUGUGUAACACUGAAAAGUCAAAGGAUUUAUUCAAAACAUCAAAUAAUCGUCACAAACAUUCAAGACAUUCAAACUCAGAAUCAACAUCUUCAUCUUCAGACAAACACCAGCAUAAUUCAGAAAAAGAUCACAAGAAACAUUCUACUGACAAUUCAUCACAUAGCUCAGGGUCAAGUAAAGGUAGCAAAGACAGGCAAAAUAGAGCCAAACAGAAAGAUACAGGUGAUCAAAAAGGGACCAAGUCAAAGUCUGUGAGCUCUGAAAGGAGGAAAUCUUCAGAGACAACCAAGAAGAAAAUUGUUGAUAUAAAUGUGGAUCUUUUUGGUGCUGAGAGUGAGGAUGAGGAUGAUGAUGACCUGGUGGAGGUGCCCAUGGCGACAGACGGACAUCUUUCUGAGAAUGACAUGGUAGCGUUCCUCAAUGAUAGUGACUACUCUGAUGAGGACAUUGAUAGAUAUGAUGAGUGUUUGAGAAUAUUUCAGGAAAACAAAGGGGUAAAGAAUAAUGCCAACAAAAAGAAAUCAUCUCCAGAAAAAGCUCAUGAUGCAAAGGUCCCACCAGCUUCAUCUGGCAAGCAACGCAUGGCACACAAGAAAGAUUCUGAGGUUACCAGAAAAGUUAAAGUGUUCGAGAAACCAAAGUCCAAGAUGUCUCCAGCGGAAGUGAUGCAUAAUCGCUUCCUCCAAAUACAGAAAAAGGCCCAGGAGGCUGCUGCUGCCGCCAGUUCUAGAAAUAAUGAAACAGCCUCAUCCUCAACAACAAAAAACCUUUUGUUGUCUGGGAAGAAGAAAAGGACUGCCCACAACCCAUCUACCUCUAAAAGGAAUGGUAAAUCCUUGGAGAAAACUGUCGUCACCACUGCAUCACGGACUGAGAAAAGAAAGGCUCGCACUCCCAAUAUUUCUAACUUAGUAAGACCAACAAUUCCAUCAGAGUUUGGGAGUAAAGUACCAUUUAACAUCCGUCAACGAUAUCUCAAUCUCAUCAUCGAUGAAUGUCUCAAAAUUUGUGAUACUGAAAAGGAAGCAUUCGAUAAGGGCCAGGUGGAGGAGAGUGCUGUCUAUAAGAGGGCUUCUAGUAAAACAGUAUACCUCAACGUUGCCGUCAACACCAUUAAAAGACUUCGCACAGAACAAGCUGGCCCAUCUGAUUCAAAAAAGCCAAAGCAGUCUGUGUUUCAUCUAUCACACGAACAGAUUCUGGGGGGCAAAAAUGCCACAAAGACAACAUUCACAAUCAAUCGAUCUGGAGGAGGCUCUAAGUUACAGGAAGAAAACUUCAAAGGUGCUGAAUUGUUUAAGCGUCUGACGCGGUACAUUUUGACAGAAGAACAAAUGAAGGAGAAUGGUUUUCCUAGACCCUCUCCUACUGAACCAGGCUCGGCUGUAUUCUUUGUGGAGCCAAGGAAGAAAAUCAAAGUACAGUCAUCCAAACCAACAAAUUAUGAGAAGUUGUGUGUUCGAUGUGGCAAGAUGUUCACUGUGUAUCCCAACGGAACCUAUGCAACCAAAGAGGAAUGUUCCUUUCACUGGGGCAAGGCAUGGAAAAAACGCAUUGCUGGUAUGAUUGAUACUAGGUACACCUGUUGUCAAGGUGACCUUUCAUCAGACGGUUGUCAGAUUUCUAAGGGCCAUGUCCACGAGACCAACAAAUGGGAAGCCCUGUCUGGGUACAUGAAGACUUUUCCUUGCUCACCACCAUGUGAUGGAGACUAUGGAGUUUUUGCUUUGGACUGUGAAAUGGUGUACACAAAGUUGGGACUCGAGCUUGCACGAGUUACUGUGACUGACCCAGAAAACGAUUGUGUGUAUGAAACUCUUGUGAAACCAGAUGCUGCAGUUGUGGACUAUAACACCAGGUUCAGUGGAUUGACAGAGGAGGACCUGAGGGAUGUGACCACUACUCUAAGGGACGUACAAGCUGUCCUGCUCAGUCUCUUCUCGGACCGAACCAUCAUUAUGGGACACAGUCUGGAGAGUGAUUUCUCUGCUAUCAAACUGCUGCAUAAUACAGUUGUGGACACAUCCGUAGUAUUCCCGCACAAGAUGGGACCACCCUACAAAAGAGCUCUUAAGACUCUAAUGGCCGAGUACCUGAAGAAAAUUAUCCAGGAUGCUGUUGGUGGCCAUGACAGCAAAGAAGACUCCACAUCCUGUAUGGAGUUGAUGCACCUGAAAAUUAAAGAAGAUGCACGCAAAGAGCCCAGGCGAAGCUGAUCAUUGAGCAAAGAGCCCAUGCGAAGCUGAUCAUUGAUACCGUAAUGAACAGAUGUCAAAUACUUUUAAGCUUGAUAGUCAUUUACAUUGGAAUCAAAAAUUACCCUGUCAUCUUAUCGUGUCAUCGUAAAACUUUGUUAAAGCAGCAAUUCAGGAAACAUCUGGGGAAACAAAAUCAUGUUUAUUUCCAUCUUUUUUCACUUAUCAAUAAAGGUUAACUUAUUUAUAUUUUACAGUUCCAAAUGGAUAAUGUGGUUCUACUGUAUGUAAGCUGUUAAACGUGUAUAAUGAUAAUGUGACCGUUUGUUGUCGUGUAUUUCUUGUAGAUCAAGAUUUUAUCAUAGAAAGGGUGCGAAAAAAUAUUUUCAAGUACUUCUGUACAAAUAUAGUUGUUCGUAUAAGUCGCAUAUACAAUGCUGUAUGAGAGAGGUACAGCUAGAAAACCUCAUUAGUCUAACAACGUGGACAUUAAUGGUUCCUUGAUUUUAAGAUUAAUGUAUUGUAUAUAAUUCAUGAAAAUCCUCCGAAAAUGAAAGAAAAACAGCAUUUUGUGUAACUCAUCACAACAGGUUUGUGUAGUGUGCAUUAUUGUAGUACGUUCAUGGUUUCUCAAAAAUAUGUUGUUUACUUGUCGAAUGUAUGCAUAUGACAGUCUAGCAGUGCUAAAUAUAUCUAACAGCUGUAGAUUCAUUUUCAAUUUUAUAUUUUAAAUUCUUAUGCACUUUCAGAACAGUUGGUUUAGUUACGAAUUUGUUUUGCACCAAAGAUUAAAAUUUAUAUCUAUUAAAGGGUUGUAUUUGAAGUAUUCCUGUUUCAUUUUGAAAGCAGUGUCAUAAUGAUUUUACAGUAAUCAUUUGUAAUAGAAAAAGCAGGCUAUUUUCAGAUUACAUAUUAUGCAUAGCUUGAGAGACUUUGUAAACAGUUACUGUAAUUAACCUUGUAGAGAAGUUUGUAAAUAUGUAUUUAUAUACCUAAUGACCAGUUUAUGUAGAAGAGAGAGUAUUUAUUUCAUUAUUUUCUAUGCUGUUUUUGUAUUCUUUAUAAAAUGGCCAGGCCAAUGAUAACAAGCUAGAGGUAUUAGUACCCCUAUAAAUCACUGAUAUAUUAACAAGCUAGAGGUAUUAGUACCCCUAUAAAUCACAGCUAUAUUAACAAGCUAGAAGUAUUAGUACCCCUAUAAAUCACUGAUAUAUUAACAAGCUAGGCGUAUUAGUACCCCUAUAAAUCACAGCUAUAUUAACAAGCUAGGCGUAUUAGUACCCCUAUAAAUCACAGCUAUAUUAACAAGCUAGGCGUAUUAGUACCCCUAUAAAUCACAGCUAUAUUAACAAGCUAGAAGUAUUAGUACCCCUAUAAAUCACUGAUAUAUUAACAAGCUAGGCGUAUUAGUACCCCUAUAAAUCACAGCUAUAUUAACAAGCUAGGCGUAUUAGUACCCCUAUAAAUCACUGAUAUAUUACAAGCUAGGGGUAUUAGUACCUCUAUAAAUCUUUGAUAUAUUAACAAGCUAGGUGUAUUAGUACUCCUAUAAAUCACUGAUAUAUUAACAAGCUAGGCGUAUCAGUACCCCUAUAAAUCGCUGAUAUAUUAACAAGCUAGGCGUAUUAGUACCCCUAUAAAUCACCGAUAUAUUAACAAGCUAGGCGUAUUAGUACCCCUAUAAAUCACCGAUAUAUUAACAAGCUAGGCGUAUAAGUACCCCUAUAAAUCACUGAUAUAUUACAAGCUAGGGGUAUUAGUACCUCUAUAAAUCACUGAUAUAUUAACAAGCUAGGGGUAUUAGUACCUCUAUAAAUCACUGAUAUAUUAACAAGUUAGGAGUAUUAGUACCCCUAUAAAUCACUGAUAUAUUAACAAGCUAGGGGUAUUAGUACCCCUAUAGGAAUACCUUCAGUAUUAUCUUUUUGUUAAUCAUGAAAAUGUAAGUAAAAUGAAGUAAAAUGGCAAAUACAGUCGAAUAUUUAUAAGAGACAGUAAUGGUUGAGAAUAUAAUUCGUUUCAUCGGUGUGGCAGGUUGUACGUUAUCAUAUAGACUGAGAAUUGUUACAUUAAUCACUGGACUUUUGUUUGCCAUUAAACUCACUUCACCAAGUGUCACUCCAAUGAGAUUGUUUUUUCAGUAUUUUAUAUAGAAAAAUAAAACUACUUAAACAUAGGUAUUUCAGCAUCAGCAUUACAAGUCAUAUCAGUAUGUUUUCAUUACAGUUACACUAGACAAUUAUUUAUUAUUUUAUGACAGAUAUUGUUAAUUUACAAGACUCGUGCAUGUUAUUUUUUGUUACCAAAUGUUACAUAUUUGCUGUGUUGAACUCUGUACAAACUCAUAAUGUUACUUGCUUUUAUCAGAUCCAUACACUGAUAGCAGUUAUCAGAUCCAUACACUGAUAGCAGUUAUCAGAUCCGUACACUGAUAGCAGUUAUCAGAUCCAUACACUGAUAGCAGUUAUCAGAUCCAUACACUGAUAGCAGUUUUGUAAGAUGAGAUUUCAAGAUAUGAAAAUAAAAAACGGAUUGAAAAAUGAA